GUGGGUUAGAUCGGUCGGACCACUAUUAUGGAUGAAGAGCAUAUUGUUGGUGAUGAAGACAGAGGCAGUAGAAAACGAAAAUGGGGUGCAACAUCACGGCAGCGGCAGAAAGAAAUACGAUACGAUGACCCUGAUCCCAACCUUGAUGGUUUCGAAGUCUCCUGUAAGCAUGGCAGAAAUAAAAAACUUUCAUGUAAGGAUAUUCCUUUCGAAGAUCUAAGGCGCUGCCGACAAAAGUUUUAUUCACAAAAAGACAAGGUUAAGCAACAUACGAAACUGUCUCAUUUAAUUGAAAUUGGAACUCCUAGGAGAAAGAAACGUUCAGACCAAAGCUUUACUAGAAACCGCAGCAUUACUGUGCAUUACAAUGUGUGGAGCUCCAACAGCAAGAAAAUAAUUUGUCAGAAAAUGUUUUUAAAAAUUUUUGGAAUUAGUCAGAAACGCAUACAAAAUAUUUCUAGGCAAAUGAAAGCUGGAUCGGGUAUUUCUGAAAAUCGUGGUGGUGACAGACGUUUGCAGAAAAAUGUGGAAAAGCGCAAAAAAGUGAAAGCAUUCAUCGCAAAUUUAAAGGGGCAAGAGAGUCACUAG
Molecule: messenger RNA, 588 nt
Organism: Acanthoscelides obtectus
Lineage: Eukaryota; Metazoa; Arthropoda; Insecta; Coleoptera; Chrysomelidae
Source: the annotation of a GenBank genome assembly